CCGGGUUGGUUCAGACGCGCAGAGGCUCCUCAAAGCAUCUUCACUACUGCAGCGCUGGCUUCAACUUACACCUGCUUUCUCCCUGUUUUUUUAAAUAACUGGCAUUAUUAUUACUGGCUCCAUAGAUAUUCUUUUUGUUUUACACUGAAACUAAAAGCUGCAGGUCGAUCAGCGGGAGAAGAAUUCAACAAAAACACCGGAAAAAUUGACGGGAUUUGUUCUUGGAGGAUGUGUGGUAUGGAUGUGGACCUGGAUGACGGGGGCUCUGGCGAGGAGGAGAAAGAGGAAGAGCUUUGGAUGGGGGAGGGAGUGAAGAUGCUGCCCCCGCCCGUGGCCCACAGUGGGGGCAGUGCGUGGGGCAGUCGGCGGGGUCGAUGUGGCUGUGUGGCGUGCGGGGCGGGUCUCGUCCUCUGGAACCUGUGUGUGGUUUUAGCCAGCGCUCUUCUCCUUGUCAUGGUCUUCUCCGUGGUGCUGCUGCCUGCCAUGCUGCUGCUUUAUGUCGGCUUCCUCUGCCACUCCAGGGUCCUUGACGCUAACUCUGCCAUUUGCCGUUACCUAGACGACAACAGCUGCUCCGCCCUCAUUAUCCUAGGCUUUGUUAUGAUGUCACCGCUCGUGGUUGUUGCGGCCGCCGUCUUCUGCGGGCUACUCCGAAGGUUUCGACUCCUGCUUCUCAUUCAGCCAAUCACCCACGCUUGGUACCGAGGGUGGCUUCUUGACUGGGCGGGCAGCGUCCAUGCCUGGGUCUGAUCCUUGCGGAGGACUCUGAUGGUCGGGUGUAUUACCUUUUGGUCGAUAACAAUGUGAAAUCAAUCAGAGAGACAACGGGGUAGACAAAACAACAGAAACACCUCCAUAUGUAAUCAAUCAAAUGCUGAGUUAGUGGAAAAAACAGAUUACACCAUGUUAAAUGACUAAACAUUACUCACAUAGUA
Messenger RNA from Labrus mixtus (cuckoo wrasse), 935 nucleotides. It is a transcript of the gene tmem88bl, whose product is annotated as transmembrane protein 88. Gene Ontology annotation, molecular function: PDZ domain binding. The coding region runs from base 229 to 750 and encodes 173 amino acids. The transcript has 3 exons. The record is from RefSeq and is a predicted model, not a curated record. Gene Ontology annotation, cellular component: plasma membrane. NCBI's taxonomy places the organism in Eukaryota, Metazoa, Chordata, Actinopteri, Labriformes, Labridae.